Messenger RNA from Sphenostylis stenocarpa, 717 nucleotides. The record is from the annotation of a GenBank genome assembly. NCBI's taxonomy places the organism in Eukaryota, Viridiplantae, Streptophyta, Magnoliopsida, Fabales, Fabaceae.
AUGGAAACAGCUGCCUCUGCGAUCACCUUCGCCAUUUCCUCCACCAAGCCCCAAGCCCAAGCCCAAGCCCAAGCCCGAUACCAACUCCUAAACCGACCCGCCAAUCCAUUCACCCUCCCCUCCCAGGGCCUGGUCCACCGCGCCCCCGCGCGCCUCCCCUCCAUCCGCGCGGCGAUUCCCCGGACGAAGAAAGAGGAAACUGUGGAGACGGUGCGGGAACAGUUGGAAAACUGCUACCUCCUGGCCGGCAUCAACUACAAGGGGUUCACAGUGAAGCAGUUCCAGGAGCUUCGGAAGACGCUCCCGGAGAUCACAAAGCUGAUCGUGGCGAAGAACACGCUGGUGUACAAGGCCGUGGAGGGGACCCCCUGGGAGACGCUCAAGCCCUGCAUGAAGGGCAUGAACGUCUGGCUCUUCGUCCACACCGAGGAGAUCCCUUCCGCCAUCAAACCCUACAGGGACUUCCAGAAGGAGAAGAAGCUCGAGGACAACGACUUCACCGGCGCCGUUUUCGAGGGCAAGUUUUACGGCCCCGACGAGUUUAAGAAGCUUGAGACUUUACCCACGCGCGCCCAAAUUUAUGCCACUCUUUUGGGGGCUCUCCAGAGCCCUGCUUCUGCUCUCGUCGGAACCCUUCAGGCUCCUGCUAGAGAACUUCUAAUGACUCUCAAGGCUCAUGUUAAGAACCUUGAAGAACAACAAGGUGUUGCGCAAUAG